Molecule: messenger RNA, 1273 nt
Organism: Chlorocebus sabaeus (green monkey)
Lineage: Eukaryota; Metazoa; Chordata; Mammalia; Primates; Cercopithecidae
Source: RefSeq, a predicted model, not a curated record
AUGACCAAGGAGUAUCAGGACCUGCAGCAUCUGGACAAUGAGGAGAGUGACCACCAUCAGCUCGGAAAAGGGUCGCGCACCGCCCGCAUUUUUUCAUGGCCACCUCCUCCGCAGUCCCUCCUGCGGCGCCUCUGCUCCGGCCCUCGCCUCCUCCUGCUCUCCCUGGGCCUCAGCCUCCUGCUGCUGGUGGUUGUCUGUGUGAUCGGAUCCCAAAGUGGGUGCCCCAGGGGUGGGCAGGGAAGGGGGCAACAUUGGGGGGUGUUGACGGGGUACCGUGGCGAAGGAGUGGUGGGUGCGGUGGUGGUGGACACAGCGCUCCCAUUUUGUUCUCUCUGCACCCUCUCCUGGCCAGACGCCCAGCUGCAGCAGGAGCUGCGGGGCCUGAGAGAGACGUUCAGCAACUUCACAGCGAGCACCGAGGCCCAGGUCAAGGGCUUGAGCACCCAGGGAGGCAAUGUGGGAAGAAAGAUGAAGUCGCUGGAGUCCCAGCUGGAGAAACAGCAGAAGGACCUGAGUGAAGAUCACUCCAGCCUGCUGCUGCACGUGAAGCAGUUCGUGUCUGACCUGCGGAGCCUGAGCUGUCAGAUGGCGGCGCUCCAGGGCAAUGGCUCAGAAAGGGCCUGCUGCCCAGUCAACUGGGUGGAGCACGAGCGCAGCUGCUACUGGUUCUCUCGCUCCGGGAAGGCCUGGGCCGACGCCGACAACUACUGCCGGCUGGAGGACGCGCACCUGGUGGUGGUCACGUCCUGGGAGGAGCAGAAAUUUGUCCAGCACCACAUAGGUCCCGUGAACACCUGGAUGGGCCUCCACGACCAAAAUGGGCCCUGGAAGUGGGUGGACGGGACGGACUACGAGACGGGCUUCAAGAACUGGAGACCGGAGCAGCCGGACGACUGGUACGGCCACGGGCUCGGGGGAGGGGAGGACUGUGCCCACUUCACCGACGACGGCCGCUGGAACGACGACGUCUGCCAGAGGCCCUACCGCUGGGUCUGCGAGACAGAGCUGGACAAGGCCAGUCAGGAGCCACCUCUCCUGUAAUUUAUUUCUUCAAUGCCUCGACCUGCCGCAGGGGUCCGGGGUUGGGAAUCCGCCCAUCUGGGGGCCUCUUCUGCUUUCUCGGGGAUUUUCAUGUAGGAUUUUAAGGGAAGGGGAAGGAUAGGGUGAUGUUCGGAAGGUGGGGGGCUUGAAAUCCGUGGCGCUUUCUGCAGUUUCCACGUUAUCAUUGUCAACUUUUUUUUUUUUUUUUAGAGUAAAAAGAAAUAUACCUAAA